AUGGGGAGCACGCAUUCCAAUGGCAGCAACAGAGGCAGUGCGCUGCACCACCCUGAUCUGUCCUUCUGUGGCUCCUUUCCUAAGAAAUGGGACGAGAAUGUCUUUCUAGAUAAUGAGCUUCUGACCUCCAAGAUCCUGUCAGUGUUGCGGCCACAGUCAGAGCAGGGCUUCAGGAUGGGCCACCUCCGAUACCCUACCCACUUUCUCAGCACCAACUCUGUAUUUGCUUCUGUAACAGCAUCCCUGAAGGAGCACCCUAGGGCCACCCUCUUGUCUGAUGGCAGCCUGCCUCCAUCCAGGAAUGUCGGCAUGACAGUCUUGCAAAAGGGGGGUCCACAGCCAGCACCCAGUCCAGUGGGAACAGGGACAAGACUCGGAACAGUCACAGAAGAGAUGGAUGAAGCUGACUCUGUAGUUUUGAAAUUUAAGCAGGCAGCUGAUGACUCCCUUUCACUUACGUCUUCAAAUGCUGAGUCCAUUUUUGUAGAAGACCCCUACACUGCUUCACUGAAGAGUGAAAUAGAAUUGGACACCCAUGAGUUUGAGGCUGAGUCCUGGAGCCUGUCUGUGGAACCAGCGUAUGCAAAGGAACAAAAGAAGGAGGUAGUGAAGAGACAGGAUGUUCUUUAUGAGCUGAUACAGACAGAGGUGCACCACGUGCGGACACUCAAGAUCAUGCUGAAGGUCUACUCCAGGGCCCUGCAGGAGGAGCUGCAGUUCAGCAGCAAGGCCAUCAACCGCCUCUUCCCAUGCACAGAAGACCUGCUUGAGAUGCAUGGCCACUUUCUCUCUCGGCUGAAGGAACGCCGCCAGGAGUCCCUGGAAGAGGGCAGUGACCGGAAUUACAUCAUCCAGAAAAUUGGGGACGUCCUGUUACAGCAGUUUUCAGGUGAAAAUGGAGAGAGAAUGAAAGAAAAAUAUGGUGUAUUUUGUAGUGGCCAUAAUGAAGCAGUCAGUCAUUACAAGUUGCUACUGCAGCAAAAUAAGAAAUUUCAAAACUUGAUCAAGAAAAUCAGCAACUUUUCCAUCGUGAGACGCCUUGGCAUACAGGAAUGCAUUCUUCUGGUCACUCAGCGCAUAACCAAGUACCCCGUGUUGGUGGAACGCAUCAUUCAGAACACAGAAGCUGGCUGCAAGGACUACGAAGACCUGACCCAGGCCCUUAACCUCGUCAAAGACAUCAUCUCACAAGUAGAUGCCAAGGUCAGCGAGUGCGAAAAAGGCCAGCGCCUCAGAGAGAUCACAGGGAAGAUGGACCUGAAGUCCUCCAGCAAGCUCAAGAAUGGGCUGACAUUCCGCAAGGAGGACAUGCUGCAGCGGCAGCUCCACCUGGAAGGUACACUGUGCUGGAAGACUACAUCAGGGCGCUUGAAAGAUGUCCUUGCUAUCCUGUUGACCGAUGUUCUGUUGCUGCUACAAGAAAAGGACCAGAAGUACGUCUUUGCUUCUGUGGACUCGAAGCACCCCAUCAUCUCAUUACAAAAACUUAUUGUGAGGGAAGUAGCCAAUGAGGAAAAAGCCAUGUUUCUGAUCAGUGCCUCCCUGCAAGGGCCUGAGAUGUACGAGAUUUACACCAGUUCCAAAGAGGAGAGGAACACCUGGAUGGCCCAUAUCCGAAGGGCUGUUGAGAGCUGUCCAGAUGAGGAGGAAGGGCCCUUCAGUGAGGCCGAAGAGGAGAGGAAGGUGAUUGAGGCCCGCGCAAUGAGGCUGAGGGACUUCCAAGAACGACUGAACAUGAAAGACCAGCAGAUUGCACAGAGCCUCAGAGAAAAGCAGCAGAUCUACCUGGAGAUGGCCGAGAUGAGUGGACUGGAAGAUUUGGCUCAGUCACGCCUCCUCUUCCGAGGAGGGGACCUCUCAGAGAACCUGCAGGGGGAGCUGAUCCUCAAGUCAGCCAUGACUGAGAUUAAGGACAUCCAGAGCCUGAUCUGCAGGAGACUGGGCAGUACCAAUGGCCAGGCAGAAGAUGGCGGUGCCUCUACGGGCCUGUGCCAGAGGACAGAGACCUUUGGAGGCUAUAACAGUGCCAGUGUCCCUGGCAAGAAUGACAGCUUUAGGAAGAAGAUGUGUAGCAAUGACCUAAGCCCCCAAGACUGGCAAGACCCUGUGAGCAGUCCAGAUGUGAAGCUUGGCAACACCCCAGGGGCCUCUGAAGAAGCACCAUGGAUGGUGGAGGCAUCAGGCACUGAGUCUGGCCCCAAUCUGCCCACUGUCCUGGAGUUGGAGCUUGUCCAGCGAAUCCAGACACUAUCCCAGCUGCUCCUCAGCCUCCAGGCGGUCAUCACUCAGCAGGACAGCUACGUGGAGCUGCAGAGAGCCUCUAUCCAGGAACGCGAGAAGCAGUUCCGGCUGCAGUCGACACGCGGGAGCCUGCUGCUGGAGCAGGAGCGGCAGCGCAACUUUGAGAAGCAACGAGAAGAGCUGGUGGGCGUGCAGAAGCUGCAGAGGCAACUGCGGCUGGAGCAGCAGCGCUGGGAGCGCCAACGGGAGCACCAGCAGCAGGAGCUGGACCUAGCCUCAGCCCACCUACAGCAACGCCAGAGCGAGGCAGCGCGGCUACAGGAGUGGCUGACCCAAGAGCGCACUGAGCUGGAGCAGCAGCGCCAGGCUUACCAGCAUGACCUGGAACGGCUUCGCGAGGCCCAGCGCACCGUGCAGCGUGAGCGCGAGCGGCUUGAGCUGCUGCGGAGGCUUAAGAAGCAGAACACAGUGCCCGGGGCACUGCCACCGGAGCUGCCCAAAGAGAUUCAGUCCCCAAGCCGCCCACCCAGCUUCAAUGGGGAAGGGCUAGAAGGGCCCGAGUGCCCCGAGGUGGCUCGCAGGGACAGCACCCCAGCUGAGAACCGGCCAGCCAAGAGUGAUGUGCCUAUCCAGCUGCUCAGUGCCACCAACCAGAUCCAGAGGCAAGCAGCCGUACAGCAGCAGAUCCCCACCAAGCUGGCUGCCUUCACCAAGGGCAGCAAGGACAAGGGUGGCAAGAGCAGGGGCUCCCAGCGCAGUGAGAGUUCUGCCUCGUUCGACCUGAAACAGCAGCUACUUUUCAAUAAGCUCAUGGGCAAGGACGAGUAUGCCUCUCGGAACCACUGCUCACUGAGUCCUGUACAGCUAGGCAGCCACACUGUGGCAGUUCCCCCAGACCUCUCCUACCAGGCUCCAGGCCCAGCCCCAGCUGACAUACCCCCUGAGUACUUCCCCCUCCUGCCCAUGCCACAGCCCCUUACACCACUCAACAAGGAAGAAGUGAGCAAGGAAGACGUCAUCUUCUUCUAGGGGCAGUGUGGCUUGGGGUGCAGAACCCUCCCUGUCCUGUGUGCCCCCUGCAUUCUCUGGGGAAUUGCCAGCUCUCCCUCUUCCCUGCCCAGCACACCUCCAUGGAUGACUGCCUGGCCAAGGUUGGGGUGAGGGCCCACCUAUCAUCUCCAGGCUCUUUCUGUAGGAUUAACAGUGAUGCCUUUUUUUUUUUUUUAAUACAAAAAAGAAUGUUUUCAGUUGAAGGUUGAACCAGAGCUAACCCAAGGAGCUAAAUUGUAGCACCCCAUUUUGGCAGGGAGAGAUAGACUCCAAGCAAUUUUUCCAAGGUAGUGACUAACUGGUGGUUCUCUACAUGGAGCCUGAUUAUAGGCCAGACCCUAGUCUCAGGAGAAGGUGCCAGCCAUUAGGAAACACUGCAGCUGUACUGUAUCAUUAGGGCAUCAGAAGGGACAGGGUGGUGUCAGCUGUUUCUUCUUGGCAGAAUCAAAGCAGAGAUCUACAUGGGUUCAUGGUGAACCUCAAGGCCAGGGCAUGGACAAGAGAAGGGUGGCACUCAGCUCACCAAGGACAGAGGAACCACAGGGCAGAUUGUCUAGAAAGGAUGGCCAAUGGCACUCAAGGGUAAUUCUUUAAGGUCAGAAGCUCAUCUUGAAAGGGUCUGACUGUUAACUCAUUUUAAUUUGGUGGGGUUUUUUAAAAACCUGCUCUAGUCAAAUUCAGUGCUCAGCCUAUGGGUUCAGCCAGGGUCAGCACAACCCAAAGUCCUGGCCUUAGUCCCCAUAAGAUGGGCUGGUUUUCCCAGGGCCUCCAGGAGGGAGCCCCUAGGGCUGGUGUCUGAUGCUGAUGGGCUGAUGCUGGUACAACAUGGAGCAGAGAGGUGGGGCUGCUGAUGUGGGUAAAAUGCUAGAGGGAUCACACGGCCUGGAGACCUCCAAUGUAUAAGUGGCCACCUUACAGGCAUCUUGCAUCCAGUGAGUUACUGUAGCUGAUUGUCAACUUGCCCCUAGAGGAAGUCAAGGGCCACCAGUCCACCUGAAUGGCUGUAGAUGUUGGGGAUGGUGUCACAUAUCCAGGGGUGGUGAUUGGGUCAGAUCUGUGUUCUACCUCUGAUCAAACUCAAGCUUGAGUGCUGGUGCAGGAAAGGGGACAUUACAUAAUUUUUCUGCAUCCCAGGCUCCCUGCACUGGCCCCAGAGCCAAGCACCUCCCAAAGCAUUGGCAAGAGGACUGGGUCCUAGACUACCCAGGAAUUGGGGCACUGUAGGGUCAAGGUGACACAGCCAGUCAUUGACAAGGAACUGAAAGCAGCAGUUCCACACCCAAGCACAGCCCCCCACUGGCCCCUCCAAGAACCUCUCCCCCUACUCUCAACUUUGCCUACGGGACUGGCGUCAGCAAGGACCAAAGAGAAGUAUCCUCCUCCAUUCUGUGACACAUCAGAGCUCAUCUAUGCUGUGUCUGUAACUAGUGUUUUGUUGUUUUGUACUGAGACAAACCAGAGCACUUUAGAAAAUUCUACUUCCUGUUCUUUUGUGAAGAAAACAUUCCGUGCCUCAGACACCACAGUUCCUCCGGCGAUAAGUCCAAAGGAUUCCCCUCAGCCAUGUGAUGGGAAUGGACACCGCCUCUCAGCUGAGGGGGUCUCCAGUCAUUCCACACAGUGGCACAAGUCUUUGGCACAUUAUGUCUGACCAGUACCCUGCAGUCACUUCUGGGUAGGGCCCAACUUUAUUUGUAAAGUUGGUGGCCAAGCAGAUGUUAUUCCAAUGGGAUCUCUGCACAUCUUCAGUAAUUUUGACAUUAUCUUAGACCACCCAAUGAUUAUUAUUAUUGUAGCAUUUCCUCAUGCAGGAUGUUUCAGAACUACCUUAGAACUUAAAACCUGAUUCUGGCAAUAAAAAUGUCUUAAGAUGAGCUGAUAGUAGUGGCUGUUCUUCAAGGUGUGUUAUAGGAUCAUGCUGUAUUGGUAGGGGCUCCCCAAG
Messenger RNA from Molossus molossus (Pallas's mastiff bat), 5233 nucleotides. RefSeq names its product Rho/Rac guanine nucleotide exchange factor 18 (gene ARHGEF18). NCBI's taxonomy places the organism in Eukaryota, Metazoa, Chordata, Mammalia, Chiroptera, Molossidae. Gene Ontology annotation, molecular function: guanyl-nucleotide exchange factor activity. The record is from RefSeq and is a predicted model, not a curated record. The transcript is spliced from 19 exons. The coding region runs from base 1 to 3270 and encodes 1089 amino acids. Gene Ontology annotation, biological process: small GTPase-mediated signal transduction.